UACAGCCACCCCCAUGUCGACAAAUGUAUUUCGAAAUUCAAAUUUCUGCUUGAACUUAACCCCCAUCUCGACUGUAUCCCAUGAGUUCGCAGUCACCCGCUGAACUGCGUCGCGCAUCUCCAAAAUCUCAGGACGCGUCUCCAGAAGACAGCAGCGCCGAUGUCGCGAAUCUCACCAACAGGGGGUCCGUCCCUGCGAUCGAAAAGCGUGUACCUCUAGCCUGCCAUAGGUGUAGAAUCAAGCGUGCAAGAUGCUCUGGAGAGCGCCCCGUCUGCCGUACCUGUUCCAAAGUUGGUGAAGAAUGUACUUGGCCCAGUGGCAGACGGCGGAAACGAACUCGGAAGGAAAUGGAGGAAGAGGAACGUAGGCAGAGGGAAAGGGAUCAAAAGGACGUCGAGGUUUCAGAAGGUCUACAUGAUCUAAAUCGGAGUGAGAUGUCGCCUUCACUUUCUUGGACAACCAGUGGUGUCUUGGAUCAAUCCCUCAGUGCGGCUAACAUGUGGGAUUUCCCUAUGCCCGUGUCAUCGUCGUCGUAUAUAUGGCCUAUACCAGGACCCUCCGUCAUGAGCCAGACACCUACGACCCCGAAUUUUCCAUUCCCACAACUCAGUGGUCAGCCAGAAAAACAGACUGCCAAUCUUGUGCGCGCUCUCGAGUCCCAAGUUGCCUACAUUGAUGGAGAUCCCACGAAAUCAGAUGAACUGGAACUGUAUUAUUAUCGUUUUUCCGGAUCUACCGCAAUUCAUCCGGGCAUCAAUCGGAUCUCAUUAAAACUUCAGCCGAGGACUGCUGGAUCAAGCGCGAGUGCCCCAGUGCCCAGUGCUCAAUCUAAGCCUGGCUCUCCAGAGCCGCCAGAGCAAAUGUUCGAUGAGGCUGGACUGCCAUUGCCGCAUAUUCGGCUACCUCUGCUCGAUACAUUUUUCCGCACAAUGAGCGCAUAUUUUCCUAGUGUAAGUAGGAAAAGGAUGGAGUUCAGGCUGGAGACAGGCACAAUGUCAGCGUUCUUGUUGAAUUGUAUAUGUGCAGUCAGUGCGAGGUUUCAUCCCUCAGGGACUCAAUCUCCUGCAAAGACUUGUGCUCCUUUCAUAACGAAAGCGCAAGAGCUCAUUAUCCCCCUUCUUCAUCUACCCACAACGGACGUAGUAACAGGCCUGCUGCUUCUAGCUUGGGCAAAUUUUGGGCAGAACUCGGAGAGCGGACUAUGGCAAUAUUCUGGUAUGGCGAUACGGAUGGCCUUGGACCUAGGAUUGCAUGAGAUAUCUGAGAUAUAUGAAUCGUUGGCACACGUCGUCCGGACGCGUUUGCUCUUCUGGAAUCUCUUCAUAACGGACAGAAUACUUGCAUUUUCCACUGGCCGGCCGCCCUCCAUAUCUGAAGAAAUAAUUGAAAUUCCCCUGCCAACUGAUGAAGAUUUCUUUCCCGAUCCUGCUUCGCGCACAGGCGAUCCUCCGGAGAAAAUGCAACCAAGCCCAUUCCAGCAUUGGGUCAGGUUGAUGGUUUUGUGUGGGCGGAUAGCAAACGUAUUGAAUGGACGACGAGGGAGAUUACGGACUCUAGUGGGCCCAAGUGAACCAAGCGUGGAUUUGCUAAGUGGGCUUCAGGGCCAGCUCGUGCAGUUUUAUGCAGAUCUUCCGGAGGAAAUGAAGUGGAGCGUUGAGAAUUUCAGGCGACAAGAAGCACGAAAUCAUGGUGGCACAUUUUUGGCGCUGCAUCUUUGGGCUAAUGCGGUCAUGACAUUGGUGUACCAUCCGGAGCUACUUACGAGUCCGUCAGGGAUGGAAACGCCUCUGUCGCAAAAUAUGGAUCGGUCAAUCAAGCUGUCCAUGUCGAGCGCGAGGACUAUCAGCGAAUGCUUGGUCUUUGCCGACUUAUUCGCUUCUCAGUCUUAUUUAUCAAAUCCGUUUGUGGUUCAGCCCAUAUAUAUCGCGUGCCUGGCUUUCAUUCAUGACCUGAGGAUAAGCAGCAUGAUGGAACUUACCCAAAAACCUCCCACAGCUGAGUUGCUGUUGACAUCGCUGGCACGGCAGAACCUAUCUGCUCUUAUCAAAGCGAUACAGCACAUGGAACAUUAUUGGGCAGGAAUAUCAUACGUCUCUGGAAUUCUGGAUAGUAAGGCGGUUGGGCUGGGACGUGUGAGGAUCGAUCCGUCUAAGAAAACUUUCAUAUCUCUUCCCGACAAAGGCUUACUAAGGAGGUUUACUUCAUCGGAUUUGAAUACAAGACCGCCCACUGAAACAUCGUUGAGGGCCUCUAUGGCGAAGGAGGCUGCAGAAGCAAGUACGUGCUCAUUGGAAGAGCUGUUGAGGACAUACUCUGUCGAGGGUUUCUAUGUCCAACCAGCGGAUUCGUUUGAUCUGCAAAGCCUGUUGGGUUCGGGUGUUGGUGCUACAGCUAGAGCGGGGAGUGAGACGAGCUCGCAGAGCAUUGUAUAGGAGGCCGGUAACCGG
This is a messenger RNA of Guyanagaster necrorhizus, 2447 nucleotides long. RefSeq lists its product as uncharacterized. The record is from RefSeq and is a predicted model, not a curated record. Gene Ontology annotation, biological process: DNA-templated transcription; regulation of DNA-templated transcription. Lineage: Eukaryota; Fungi; Basidiomycota; Agaricomycetes; Agaricales; Physalacriaceae. The transcript has 14 exons. Gene Ontology annotation, molecular function: zinc ion binding; DNA-binding transcription factor activity, RNA polymerase II-specific; DNA binding. The coding region runs from base 81 to 2432 and encodes 783 amino acids.